GCCAAAGAAAAAAAUAAGUGCGUUGCACUUGGAAAGGGUUGAAAUUGACAGCCAUUGGCGAUUGGCCGAUAAUGUGACUGCGAAAAUCAAGCGAGGCGGUUGUUUUUUUUCAGAUUGAUUCAGGACGUGAAAGCUUCUCCAACGGAAUCGAGCAUACUCACUCACCAUGGCCGCUCAACAUGACCUGACGCAACGCAUGAUUCCAUUCUUGGAUCGCCAUUUGGUGUUUCCUUUGCUUGAAUUCUUGGAAUUGAAGGAGAUGUACGCUACCGAUGACUUGGUGAAGGCCAAAUAUGAUCUGUUCUGCCAAUCCAACAUGGUGGAUUUCGUGGCUGAGCUCUACAAGAGAUUGCACAACACCGAGAAGACCCCCGAGGAUUUGCUCGAGAAGAAGGACAAGGUGCUCGUACAGCUCGAAGAUUUGCGUGAUCAGGUCCAAGAGUUGAUGACUGUGUUGGAAAAACCCGAAGUGAUUGCUGCUCUUCGUGACGAUAAAAUUCAAAACUUGGAGUAUUUGAAGGAAAACUAUCAGAUCACUCAAGAAAAGAUUGAAAUUUUGUACGAUUUUGGUCAAUUCCAGUACAACUGCGGUGACUAUGGAGGUGCUGCUGAUAUGCUUUACCAUUACCGAGUAUUGUCGACUGAUAACGAUCGCGUAUUGUAUGCGUCGUGGGGUAGAAUGGCCUCGGAAAUCUUGACCGGUAACUGGGACGCUGCCUUGGAAGAGAUGCAAAAGCUGAAAGAAACCAUUGACCAAAAACAUUUUACAUCCGCCCUUCAGCAACUUCAGCAACGCAGCUGGCUUAUUCACUGGUCUUUGUUCAUCUUUUUCAACCACCCCAAGGGUCGUGAUGCCAUCGUCGAUAUGUUCCUUUUGCCUCAAUACAUCAACACCAUCCAGACUUCUUGCCCCUGGAUCUUGCGUUACUUGGCUACGGCCGUGAUCACCAACAAGCGUAGAAAGAACCAGAUGAAGGAAGUCGUCAAAGUGAUUGAACAAGAAUCGUAUGAAUACCGCGAUCCUAUCACCGAAUUUAUUGAAGCUCUUUUCAUCCGUUUCGAUUUCGAUGAUGCGCAAAAGAAGUUGAAGGAAUGCAAGGAUGUGCUCAGCAAUGAUUUCUUCUUAUCGUCUCGACAGGACGAAUUCACGGAAUGUGCACGACAGUACAUCUCCGAAACCUACUGCCGCAUCCAUCAAAAGAUCAACAUCAAGGAUAUGUCACAGACCCUCAACUUGAAUCAGGAAGAAGGUGAAAAAUGGAUCGUGAAUCUGAUCAGAGAUACUCGCGUCGACGCAAAGAUCGACUUUGAAAAGAAUACCGUUAUUAUGAACACACCCGUAACGUCUGUAUAUCAGCAAGUCAUUGAACGUACCAAGGGUCUUUCGUUCCGAUCCCAGGUGUUGGCUUCCACUAUCAAGCGACGUGAAGCUCAGCAAGCCGCUAACGAGGCCGCGGCUGCUCUGUAGAGAGAUGAUGAUGCCUUGUAGAGUUUGGUGCAGUCCGUCAUGCAGAUUUGUUUUUGGCAGUCUUUCUUUUUUUCCAUCUUCCCAAAUAAUCAAUAAACCGUGAAACAAAAAAAAGCAUUUCUAGUCACAAGAUGAAGAGAGACGAAAAAGGGAAUUCCAAUGGAUCGAGUGUUUUUUUUUUU
Radiomyces spectabilis is the source of this 1650-nucleotide messenger RNA. RefSeq names its product eIF3 subunit 6 N terminal domain-containing protein. The transcript has 7 exons. Gene Ontology annotation, cellular component: nucleus; cytoplasm; eukaryotic translation initiation factor 3 complex. The coding region runs from base 167 to 1468 and encodes 433 amino acids. The record is from RefSeq and is a predicted model, not a curated record. Gene Ontology annotation, molecular function: translation initiation factor activity. Gene Ontology annotation, biological process: translational initiation. Lineage: Eukaryota; Fungi; Mucoromycota; Mucoromycetes; Mucorales; Radiomycetaceae.